Messenger RNA from Scedosporium apiospermum, 1266 nucleotides. RefSeq lists its product as uncharacterized. The record is from RefSeq and is a predicted model, not a curated record. NCBI's taxonomy places the organism in Eukaryota, Fungi, Ascomycota, Sordariomycetes, Microascales, Microascaceae. The coding region runs from base 1 to 1266 and encodes 421 amino acids. The transcript has 2 exons.
AUGGCUCGUCCAACAUCUCAAGCAUUCAUAAACACCACGCAUCGUUAUGAUAUCGCAAACCCAGAUGCCGUGAUUCAGUUAUCCUCGACAACCCAGGCGAAGAGAAAACUUUUGAUCUGGAAUGCGCGCGGAGCGCGGCGGAAAUUCCGACUCGCCGAAACGAUACAAGAAAAUGGCGAACCCGAGUAUCCACACGGCCAUGCUCUUUACCUCGAUGUCGAUCGUGAUCCUGUCAUCCCCAUGUACGCAAUUGUCCAAUACCAACCGAGCGAAUGGCACAUCGAGGUUCGGCACGACGCUGGCGGGGAGCCCGUUGUCUAUCCAUUCAAGACAAAGACAGGAGCGUUGAACUUCCAGGCGUUGGUAACGGGCUACGACGUUGACGUCACGGCGUGCUUCGAGGGAGUUCACGUCGCCGUUGUACAUGUCUCUGAUGAAACCGGUCCGAAGCUCCUCAGAAAACUGAAGCCUAUGGCCGAAUUAGAGGACAUGGCGCAGGUUCAACUUUGGCAGCGGAGACCCCCAUUAUCCGGCGUUGGUUCGCCGUCCCGGCAAUCGGUCGCCUCCGAUCCGAGAAGGGCAUCGACCUUUAGGACCGUCACGUCUGCGCGAGACGCGGUUAGUUUGCAAACCGACCCCAUCACGAAACAAGACGUCUACAUCUCUGAAGCUCUGCCGCCGCCCGUCCUCGUUGCAUUUAUGCUCUCUCGAGAUGGUCGCGCGACGAUGCUCAAGAUAAAUAUAUCCGAGAUGCAGGCCAGGGUAACUGGAAAACUUCUCCACCUGUCCAAGCCAUCCGGUCGAUUUAAGGCGACUCGAGUCUCCGUACGCCAGGAAGAACUCGCCGGCUGGAACAUUUGUCGCCUAGGAACUCUAGCCAGUGUGGAGGAAGAAGAUGUUCUCGACUGCACCUAUUUAACCCUGGCCCCGUCUCAAAGCGAAGACGUGGAUAGUCUUCACAACAAAAUACUUGAGCUCAAACUUAACUAUCUUCGGACAGAACUGGCACGGGACCAGGCCCGUAGUGCUGUGAAGAGCAACAGGCGGCCGUCAUUCCCUACGCCGCCCGAAUCUCCUUCAUCGUCUGCGUCGUCAAGGGCACGGAGCUUUGUGGGACUACCGUCUCUUGCGAGUAUUCCGUCUCUUGAUGCCAUGUUUAAUGAGGCUAUGACACCUCCUGUUGAACUUAGUGGGGAUCCAGAACCCGUCGAGUUGGAUGGGAGUGCCACGAUACGGCCGAGGCGAGGGUGGAGGCGGUUUAGGUGA